Messenger RNA from Paramuricea clavata, 4552 nucleotides. The record is from the annotation of a GenBank genome assembly. Lineage: Eukaryota; Metazoa; Cnidaria; Anthozoa; Malacalcyonacea; Plexauridae.
AUGGGUGGUGGAUUUAGUUUUCGACUUUUGUAUCGAGUCGUUUUCUUCUCCUUCUGUCUGAUUUUCGCCUGUUUUUAUCAUGGUGGUGGUUCAGAGUAUGACAGGCGAGAAGAUAAAACAGAACCGAACAAAUUAAAAGAUGAAUUCAAAGGUAAAUCCUUGAAUGUUGCCGUCUCUCUCGAACAAGACGAACGCGUCCCUAACUUGACAGAAAAUGGGAAACAAACUGAUGGCCGCAAGGCGCGGAAGAAAACUGAUCUUUCAAAGAUGGUUAGAAAAGGUAAAAUUUGAAAAUGUGAGAAUGUUAGCACUUUCGAAGAAGUAAUUGUUAACCAUAAUUUAUUUUUAGGAACUGCGAUGAAAACAUUCCAAAGUGAAAGAAUACAAAAGAGCCCAGUACUGCCUUUUUCAACUUCAUUACCGUCUGAGGUAAACGUUCCACGCAAAGAAUCUACAACCAUCGCCCACUCAAAUGAGACAGAAUGGCAACGCGAUGGCGGUAAAAAUAUAUCUUCAUCGGAAAAUCAAAUUUUUCACCAGAAUGACUCGAGGGAAACAGCCAAAAGAGAAACGUUCGCUUCACUCGCAACUCAACAUCUCCGGAACAGACGUGAAAUUGAUGCGAUCUUGGAACGUCCAAUCGAAUGCACCAAUUUUACCUUUACUAUCAAGUACGAAGAUAACUACAGAGUAUGGAACAACUUUUCAAUGAUGCGCCAAAGCCGAAUGUACCGUUAUAACGAGUACAGAGUAACGGACGAUGGUCUACAAGUUUGUAAUUCUUCUGACCCCCGUAUUAAACAAAGAUAGCGGGAUUUGAUUGCUCGGGAAAAGGAAGUGUUGGCUUCCAAAUAUUGUAAUGUAUCCGUGGACGCGUUUUACUACUCCAAGUACACAUUAUACAGAAAUUUUACUGUUUUCUUCAAACCUACUGAGCAGAGUUUCACAAGGCAAGAUUACGGGGUGACUUUUGGAUAUUUUUAAUUUGUUCGGCAAAGCUCAGUCUGUCCUGCAAUGACUAUUUGGUUAAAGUAAAAUACGAGGAUUAAUACAACGUUUUGAAAAACUUUUCACUGCUUACAAAGAACAACAUGUACGAUUACCGUGAAUAUCGACUCGGAAACGAAGGUCUUGAAAUGUGUGCUUCCAAUGAUUCAAGAAUUCGGGCCAUUUGGAGAACACGAUAUUCGUGGGAAAAGUUUAAAUACCUUUAUACAUGCCGCGGAUCUGUUGAUAAAUUAUCAGAUCUAAGGUACUAUACCGUUAAUAAGCAGUUCACUGUCUAUACCGCAUCUAGGAGUCAAUAUUUCACAAGCAAUGACUAUGGGGUGAAAAACGGUAAACCUAACAAAUGCAAAGAAAAGUUCAGACCCGAAUAAACAGAGUAUACCCAGGAAGACAUAUUAAUGUGCAACGAUUCAAUCAUCAAUAUAACAUACGAUGAUGAAUACAAAGUUCGGACUGACUUUUCAAUUCUCUAUAACAACAAGGUGUACCAUUAUACUGAGUAUCAAGUUUUGAAUCCUGGCAUAAAGAUUUGUAACUCCACCGAUAACUACGUAAGAAAUAUUUGGAAAUUACGUAAUGACUGGGUAAAGGCGAGAAUGUAUCAAAAAAGUUAAUAAUAAAGCAAUAAACCCAUUCGAGAGUCUUGGUUGUACCGAUAGUAUUACAUUGUGAAUAAGCAGUUCACUGUCUAUUCGGCAGCAACGAGUCAGUAUUUUACAAAAAAUGAGUAUGGAGUGGAAGACGGUAAACCUUCUACAUGCGAGGAAAAGUUCACACCCGAAUCAACAGAGUAUACCCAAGAAGAUCUAUUAAUGUGCAACGAUUCAAUCAUCAAUAUAAAAUACGAUGAUGAAUACAAAGUCCAGUCUGACUUUUCAAUACUCUAUAUAAGAACAAGGUGUACGAUUAUACUGAGUAUCGAGUUCUGAAUGAUGGCAUAAAGAUUUGUAACUCCACUGAUAACUAUGUACAGAAUAUUUGGAAAGUACGUAAUAAAUGGGUAAAGGAGAGAAUACAUAAAAAAAGUUGCAAUAAACCCAUUCGAGAGUCUUGGUUGUACCGAGAGUAUUACAGUGUGAAUAAGCAGUUCACUGUCUAUUCGGCAGCAAGGAGUCAGUAUUUCACAAAAAAUGAGUAUGGAGUGGAAGACGGUAAACCUUCUACAUGCGACGAAAAGUUCAGACCCGAAUCAACAGAGUAUACCCAGGAAGAUCUAUUAAUGUGCAACGAUUCAAUCAUCAAUAUAACAUACGAUGAUGAAUACAAAGUUCGGACUGACUUUUCAAUAAUCUAUAAGAACAAGGUAUACGAUUAUACUGAGUACCGAGUUCUGAAUGAUGGCAUAAAGAUUUGUAACUCCACUGAUAACAACGUAAGGAAUAUUUGGAAACUACGUAAUGACUGGGUAAAGGGGACAAUAGAUGAAAAAAGUUGCAAUAAACCCGUUGCAUACAAUGAUUUCGACCGAUGGGAGUACACUGUGCUGAAGAAUUUUAAAGUUCGCAUUUUGGCAACAAAGAAGCUGAUAGCAAACAACGAUUAUGGUGUAGAUAAAGGUAAACGUAUAACAUGUGUGCCUGAAUGGGCCGAUUUUACCUUUACCAUAACGUAUGAAGAUGAAUACAGAGUAUGGAACAACUUCUCAAUGAUGUACCAAUGUCGAAUGUACUAUUAUGAUGAGUACAGAAUGACGGAUGAUGAUCUGCAGGUGUGUAAUUCUUCUGACCGUCGCAUUAAAGAAAAAUGGCGGAAUUUCAUUGUUUCAGAAAAGAUAACGAUAGCUUUCAAACAUUGUAAUGUAUCGGUGGACGGUUUUUCCUCCCAAAAUUACACAUUAGAUACAAACUUUACCAUUUUCUUCAAAGCUACCAAUCAAAAUUUCAGAUGGGAAACUUACGGAGUGAUUAUGGGGUAUUUUGCAAUUUGUUCAGGAAACCUCAGAUGGUCCUGCAAUGAUGAUUUGGUCAAAGUAAAGUACGGUGAACCAUACAAUGUUUUUAAAAACUUUUCGCUGUUUUACAACGACAAGAAAUACGAUUAUCGCGGAUAUCGAUUAAGCCACGACAUUCUUGAAAUGUUUGCUUCGAAUGAUUCAAGAGUUCAGGCGAUUUGGAGAACGCGAAAUUCGUGGCAAAAGUCAUUACCCGCAUCCUGUAAUGCAAGAUACUACACUGUGACAAAGCAGUUUGCUGUGUAUUCGGCAGAUAACGGUCAAUAUUUCAGAAGAAAUGACUAUGCGGUGAUAGACAGUGAACCUUACGUAUGCGGCAAAGAAAACUUAAGACCAAUUUACGUAAUUACAAACUUUAAGAUUAUUAUAGCACCAUUAUGUGCUUUAGCGCUUUCUAUUAUUUCUUUGCUAUUGUUGUUGAUAGUUUACUGCAUGCUUCCAGAACUGCGCACACUUCCUGCUUUGAAUUUAAUGAGUUUUAGCUUUGCCUUGCUGUUGUGGCAGACUUACCUUGUAGUAUUUUUGACACUGUAUUCUCAUGUAGGUAAACUGUUUGAGAUACCAUGUGCUAAGCAGUUUGUAACAAAUAAGUUUAUGACGUAUAGCAUAAUUAUGAAUGCUGCGGUUAAUAUCUAUCACUUAAGGAAAACAUUUUGCGGCAAUACUCUAGUGAAAUCUGAUGAACUGAAGAAGUGGAACAGAUUUUUGAAGUAUAGUUUCUUUAGCUGGGGAGUUCCUGUCAUUAUAACGAUUGUUUACAUUGUACUAGUAAAGAAAGAUGUUCUAAGGUUUGAUCAACCUAUUGCGUCUGUGAAGAACGACGUUCAAUCGAGCUUAAGAUUUUAUCGACGCAUUGCGAAUAGAAAGACGACGGCAAAUAAUAUAGGGAUUUAUCACCGUGUUGCAUCCUUGAAGGGAGAUGUCCUGCAGUCAAAGUCGACGUUUAAUCAAAGCAUUGACAUUGUAUUUGAAGAUGCCGAGUCAAAGUUUAAUCAAAGCACUGUAUUUGGGAAGGAAGAUGCGACGGAAGAUGAUGCAAGGAUUUAUCAACCUAUAGUAUCUUUGAAGAAAGAUGUUCAGUCAAGCUUAAAGUUUUAUGAGCGCAUUCUAUUCGCGAAUGGAGAUGGGAAGGAAGAUGAUGCAAGGAUUUAUCAACAGAUCUCUGGAAAUUGUAUCAAUGGUCGAAUUACUCCUGAUUGGUCAGCUGAUGUUGAUGUAUAUGGCCUUCAAGGUUGUCUUUUGUUGUACAUUAUUGGAAUGUUCAUCUUCACUGCUUAUCGAAUUCGCCAAAAACUCAAAGCAAGCAGGAACAUUGCACAGAAAUCGAAUGUUGUUAAGCGUCGUAAAUUUGUGAUAUUGCUCAAGCUGUCAACCACUACAGCCUUAAGUUAUUGGUUUCCUCUCUUCAUAUCUAGGAUUGUGGAUUUUGAUUUCGACAUAAAGAUAGCGUUGUAUACUGUAACGUUGCUUACUGGUGCCUACAUUGGUAUUGCGUUUGUCUUCACACGAAGAAAUUAUCAGUUGCUCAAGAAAAUUUUUUUACCAGCAAACAAUAAGCCAUCAGUUAACGAAAUUCCACUGAAUAGACUAUAG